AUGAACCACAGCCACAGGAAGGGGCACCACCAGUUCCCAUAUGUGCCCCAGGCCUACAGCUCAGGCUCCAGGAUUAAACCACUGGAUUCCGAGAAGCAAAGUUCCAUUGAAAGUGGAGAGAUACGGCUGAACGGGAAGGGGAAGAAGAUUCGCAAACCCCGCACGAUCUACUCGAGUUUACAGCUGCAGGCGCUCAACCAGUGCUUCCAGCAGACCCAGUACCUCGCGCUGCCGGAGCGCGCCGAUCUGGCGGCCAAACUGGGGCUGACACAAACACAGGUAAAGAUAUGGUUCCAGAACAAACGUUCCAAGUACAAAAAGAUCAUGAAGCAUGGCUCAAGUGGACCAGAAGGAGAACACCUUCAAGCAGCUUCUGCAACACCGUGUUCACCGGGAAUGCCACCCCUGUGGGAUGUUUCCAUGUCAACCAAAGGUGCCCCCAUGCACUCUGGAGGAUAUAUGAACUCUUUUGGACACUGGUACCCUGGUCAUCAUCAAGACCCAAUGGCCAGAACUCAGAUGAUGUGAUGGGAUGUUUCGGAAAAUCUACAGUGUAUUCGUAUACCCUUUACUGAUCUGACCAUUUCGCUCUGUUUCAGAUCACACCAGCCCUUUUUACUCACAGCCAAACUUUCUUCAAGUUUCUCCCCAGUAUUUUCUUCAUGAAGUUUUACAAUACUGACAUUUUUGCUUGCAGGUUUUUUUGUGGUGGAUUUUUUUUAAAGACUGAAUAAGCAACCCUAACCUAAAAGUGGAUUUUGUAAACUCUUGUAAAUUUGAAUAAAAUGCCA
Molecule: messenger RNA, 791 nt
Organism: Sinocyclocheilus grahami
Lineage: Eukaryota; Metazoa; Chordata; Actinopteri; Cypriniformes; Cyprinidae
Product: homeobox protein Dlx4a-like
Exons: 3
Coding region: 1-528 (175 amino acids)
Biological process (GO): regulation of transcription by RNA polymerase II; cell differentiation; embryo development
Molecular function (GO): DNA-binding transcription factor activity, RNA polymerase II-specific; RNA polymerase II cis-regulatory region sequence-specific DNA binding
Source: RefSeq, a predicted model, not a curated record